Epithele typhae is the source of this 1479-nucleotide messenger RNA. RefSeq lists its product as uncharacterized. The record is from RefSeq and is a predicted model, not a curated record. NCBI's taxonomy places the organism in Eukaryota, Fungi, Basidiomycota, Agaricomycetes, Polyporales, Epitheliaceae. The transcript is spliced from 14 exons. Bases 1 to 1479 code for a protein of 492 amino acids.
AUGGGUCCCAACGACUCGCACAACCCGACGCCGCCCUCGGUCUCGGACCUUGAGAAGGGCCACCACGACAGUCUCCCGCCACCGCCCCCGCUCCCGGUCUCCUCCAGGGCUGUCAUCCAGACCGCGACUGUCGCAGGAGAGGCUCAGUCAGGAAAGGACGAGAAAAGGGCAGACCUCGCGCUCGCGCAGGCCAAGAAGGACCGCCCGUCACCCAACAAGCCCAAGCGUCGCGCGAGCAGAUGGAUCCGCUUCCAGCUCUGGUUCAACACUUACAGGAAAUUCUUCCUCUUCGUGACGAGUCUGAACCUCACCGGUCUCGUGCUCGCUGCGACAAACACCUGGUCAUAUCCCCGGCGAUACACCGGUGCAUUCGUUCUCGGCAACCUUCUCUUUGCCAUCCUCAUGCGCAACGAGCUUUUUGGCCGUCUUCUUUACCUUAUUGUCAACACGUUGUUUGCGAAGUGGACGCCACUGUGGUUCAGGCUAGGCUGCACUUCCGUCCUUCAACACUUGGGCGGCAUUCACUCGGGCUGCGCGACUUCGGGCUUCGUCUGGCUCAUCUUCCGUGUGACACUCAUCUUCAUCGACCACAAGGACAAUCACGAUGCGGUUCUUAUUAUGGGCGUCAUCACCAACCUCGCCGUCACUAUCAGCAUCCUGAGCGCCUUCCCUUGGGUGCGCAACACGCACCACAACGUUUUUGAACGGCACCAUCGUUUCAUUGGCUGGAUUGCGUGGGUCUUCGUUGUGCUCGGCGACAGCUACGACCUCGACACCCAUUCGUGGAACCCAGAUGGGAUCCGCGUCAUCCGUCAGCAAGACUUUUGGUUUGCGUUUGGCAUGACCAUUUUCAUUCUUAUCCCUUGGUUCACCGUCCGUGAGGUUCACGUUGACGUCGAGGUUCCGUCGCCCAAGGUCGCCAUCCUUCGUUUCGAGCGCGGCAUGCAGCAGGGUCUCCUCGCGCGUGUCUCCCGCUCCUCGAUUAUGGAGUACCAUGCGUUCGGUAUCAUCUCGGAGGGCACGCACGCCAAGUACCACUACCUCAUCUGUGGUGUGCAGGGCGAUUUCACUCGCUCGCUCGUCAACGACCCUCCCACGCACCUCUGGACGCGUCAGCUCAAGUUUGCGGGCGUGUCGAACACGUCGACAUUGUACAAGCGUGGCAUCCGUGUCUGCACCGGCACCGGCCUGGGCGCCGCUCUCUCCACCUGCAUCCAGAGCUCUGACUGGCGCAGAGAAGACUUCGGGCCCACCAUCUCCGGCCUUAUCCACAAGCACAUCGGCCCGGAGCGUAUGUGCCUCUGGGAUUCCAAGGCGCGCGGCGGUCGCCCGGACGUGAUGAAGCUCGUCAAGGACGCGUACCACGAGUGGAACGCGGAGGUCGUCUUCAUCACCUCCAACUUCGCCGGGAACGCUGAGAUCAUGGAGGGCUGCAAGGAGGCCGGGAUCCCUUCCUUUGGCACGCUCUGGGACUUCUGA